CCUUGCUGGGUCUUAGCCCAGCCAAUUUAGGGUUUUAGCCCAGCCGCAGUCAAUCUCCAACCUUCGCUCGUGCUCUGCUCUCCGUGCGGAAGGCGGCUGGCCGGCGGCAGCUACGUCACCUGGCAGCGGCGGGCGACCGGACGACGUACACGCAGGUCUGCUAAAGGAGAGCAACAUGGCAACACUUAAAGAUGUGGCAACGCGGAAGCCUAUUCUAGCGACAAUCCGCCUCCUAGUUCCUGCUGGAGCAGCCCGUCCCGCACCCCCUGUCGGACCAGCUCUGGGUUUCUACAGGCUCAAUCUGAUGGCUUUCUGCAAGGAUUUCAAUGCAAGGACACAGAAGUACAAGGCGGAAACUCCAAUGCAAGUCACGCUGACCGCCUACAAGGACAGCACUUUCGAGUUUGUAGUCAAGUCGCCAUCGGUCUCAUGGUUUCUCAAGAAAGCAGCGGGCGUCGAGACAGCAAGCAGCCGGCCAGGCCACAACAUGGUGACGUCCCUCUCACUUCGCCACGUCUACGAGAUCGCGAAGCUGAAGCAGACCGACCCGUUCUGCAAGCACAUGUCGCUCGAGGCCCUGUGCAAGUCCAUCAUCGGCACGGCCAAGUCAAUGGGCAUCGAAAUCGUCAAGGAUCUCUGACCGGGCCUCGAGCAUAGUUCAUGUUGCUCCCAUCUGCAGCCGCCUAGUUUCAUCUGGCCUGGAAGAAGGUAGGGAUCAGAUUUCUUUUGAAGGAGAGAACAUUUGCUGCUAGAUCCGUUGAAAUCAUGCCUCCGUUUUCUGUGAUCAAUUUGUACCAUGUGACACAUUUCUUCAGUGCAACCACAUGAGGUUGGUGGUUGGCUAAUAAGUUUGUUUCAGCCUGUGUGUUGUGUAACUCUGGGACAGAGGCUUGGCACCACUGAACCUGUCUAACUGGAAAUUGCAACUUGAACUCCUUCCAUGUGAAGAUGUUUGCUUGGUAAGGGGACAUUGUUGCCG
This is a messenger RNA of Triticum urartu, 979 nucleotides long. RefSeq names its product large ribosomal subunit protein uL11m. Gene Ontology annotation, molecular function: large ribosomal subunit rRNA binding; structural constituent of ribosome. NCBI's taxonomy places the organism in Eukaryota, Viridiplantae, Streptophyta, Magnoliopsida, Poales, Poaceae. The record is from RefSeq and is a predicted model, not a curated record. Gene Ontology annotation, biological process: translation. Gene Ontology annotation, cellular component: ribosome; large ribosomal subunit.